AUGACGGCUCACACUACACGAACUCCUGGGGUAUCCAGUCCUCAUAAUAUAUCGAGACGGCCCUCACGAACCGUAACGAAAUCAACGACACCCAUAACUUCGCCUUGCGCCGCCUUUUCUGUCGGCCAAAAUCACCCGCCUAAGAGCUCUCCCAGCCGCAGAACGCAGGCACGCGCCCCAAGCCCCAACUACUUUGGCUUGGUCAUCGACUCGAAUGUUGAGGUAGCCGACUCCUCAGCCCCGGGAAAGGAUAAUUGGAGCCCUGGUUCCUCGAUAAAGUCCUUCGCCGCGGCCUUACCCAAGACUGUCCCGCUCGAACCCAACUCGGAAUUUGAAGCAUUCAGGAGGCAGGCGGAUCGCAAUCGCGGUCCAUCCUUUGCCCUUCCGACAACCAGCCAUGUGCCGUCAGCCUCAGCACACAUGGCCCGUCCCCGACCGGCUCGCUGGCAUUCUCAUAGCAAUGAACCUGCCAGUGAGCCGUCGUCAUUUCGACUGGCCUUGAAUAGGAUUCGCGCCGACAUUGGCUCGGGAGCGAGUAAAAAGUCCGACGCUGAUCAGAACAGCCUUCGUGAUUCCGCCUACGUAUCCAUGGACUCGAACCGCAAUUCCGAUGUGUCGUUGAAACCACCUCAGCUUGUAGGCCUUCCGCGUGUUGCAUCUCCGCUUCCUAUCGAGGACACCCGGCAGCAACUCCAGCGGUCCCAGCACCCAUCUAAUACGACAUUACCCGCUGAUCACCUUCAAGAGCGAUUCACGCUGAACGAACCUAGGCUACGCAGGUCAUCACCAUCCGUCGGCAAUCUAGCACGUGCUUCCACGCUGCCAAUGAAGCUUGACAUUGUUCAAAGCCCCUUCAUCUCUGGCGAUCAGCUUGUCAACAUUAUGGACACGGGUGAUAUGGACGGUAUCCUACUCAUUGAUGUUCGUUCAGUUCAGAAUUUCUCUCAGAGCCGCAUCAGACAUGCUCUCAACCUCUGUAUCCCCACAACGUUGUUAAAACGUGCCACGUUUGGCAUCGAGAAGCUCCAGCAGACUUUCCAGGAUAGUAUCAACUCGACAAAAUUCAACCGCUGGAGGGAUAUGCAAUGGAUCAUUGUCUACGACACCAACGCUUCCGACAACCGUGACGCAUUCACCGCCCAGAGCAUGAUCAAGAAAUUCACGGCAGCGAAUUACUCUGGCAAAACUGCCAUUUUACGUGGUGGCUUUAAUCUUUUCCGUCAGUCAUUUCCCAGUUAUGUCGACAACGAGCCAGCACAGCCACCAGCCACGAGAUCCCAGAAUGCGACCGCCGACAGCAACGCACUUGCGCCUGUCAUUGGAGGUGUUAUGCUGCCGACCAGCAUGCAGGAGCCCAACCCAUUCUUCUCCAAUAUUCGCCAGAACAUGGAUCUAGCAGACGGUGUCGGCCAGUUUGAUGUUCACAUGCCUGAUGGCCUUGAUACCUCAUGGCUUCCCACAUGGCUGUGCGAGGCCGCUGCGCCUGGGGAUCACGGCAAAAAGGUAUCCGACAAGUUUCUUCACAUUGAACAGGAUGAACAAUCUCGCAUGAGAGGUGCCUAUGCCGCAUUCAAUCCCAACAACGCAACGUCGGCGAACAAUAUCCAGCUAUGUGGUGUGGAAAAGGGAGGUAAAAACAGGUACAAGGACAUUCUUCCAUUUGAGCACAGCAGAGUCCGCUUGAAAAACAAGUCGCCUGGCUCCUGUGAUUAUAUCAAUGCCAGCAAGCUCUCUGCGUCGCGUAGCAACAAGAAAUACAUUGCCACGCAGGGUCCGCUGCCGGCCACAUUUGAAGACUUUUGGUCUGUUGUUUGGGACCAGGAUGUUCGUGUCAUCGUCAUGCUGACGGCAACGACCGAGGGCGGGCAACUGAAGUGCCACCCGUACUGGGAGAACCGCGAGUAUGGCCCCAUUCGAUUACGGCCUUUAUCCGAGAAGAAGGCUUCGCUCGACAUGGACAAGUAUAGACCUGACUCCAACAGCACGCCGGCCCAGAGCUCCUCGGAGCGUGGCCGGCGCCGAGCAAACACCACAACAGUGUUUGAGGCAGUACCUAGUUUCUCGCCCAACGAAGAGGCGCCGUACGUCAUCAUUCGCAAGUUUGCGCUAUCGCAUUCUUCUCACCCUUUCGCCCCGAUUCGUGAGAUCACCCACCUGCAUUUCCCUGGCUGGCCUGACUUUGGAACCCCUGCCAAGCCAUCACACUUGCUCGCUCUCGUGGAACUGGCCAACGUGAUGCAACGCGCUUCUCUGCCCGUCGAGACCAGCACCAUCGUUGACUCUCGCAAAGCUUCAGGAGGCGCACUGCCCGUUACGUGGAACGAUGGGCCAGAGGUCGAUGAGAAUAGCCGGCCCAUGCUGGUUCACUGCUCAGCGGGCUGCGGUCGCACUGGCGCUUUUUGUACUGUCGACAGUGUUGUUGAUAUGAUGAAGCGGAAGCGUCAGGCGGAUCUCACCGGCAUCACUGUUAAGGACAAAGAGGGCGACGUGGACAUGCUCGGCCCUGCCGAUGGUGUCGUGUCUUCGAUGCCCUCCGAUUCUUACUUUCAGAUGGAUUUAGGUUCCUCGGUUACUCAAGUUGCCAAUUUACCUCAUCAGCAGCCCAAGUCCGCAAGGCUCGACACCACGUGGCUGCGGGAUGACUCUAUCGACUUGAUCCAGAAAACUGUCCAAGACUUUCGACAGCAACGUCUCAGCACUGUGCAAAGCCUGCGGCAAUACGUGCUAUGCUAUGAGACGGUUCUGGAGUGGAUGCACUGCAUGCAGGACAGAACAACCAGCACCGUAGCCGGACGCAAGCGCAGCGGCAGUUUGACGCUGACGUUACCUCAUUAG
Molecule: messenger RNA, 2835 nt
Organism: Beauveria bassiana ARSEF 2860
Lineage: Eukaryota; Fungi; Ascomycota; Sordariomycetes; Hypocreales; Cordycipitaceae
Product: protein-tyrosine phosphatase
Exons: 1
Coding region: 1-2835 (944 amino acids)
Biological process (GO): protein dephosphorylation
Molecular function (GO): protein tyrosine phosphatase activity
Source: RefSeq, a predicted model, not a curated record